This is a messenger RNA of Erythranthe guttata (spotted monkey flower), 942 nucleotides long. The record is from RefSeq and is a predicted model, not a curated record. Lineage: Eukaryota; Viridiplantae; Streptophyta; Magnoliopsida; Lamiales; Phrymaceae.
AUGGUUAAUCUCCCCAACCAAAUGAGGCCUAAGUGUGAUAAAGAGGAUAAUAAAGUAGUGCAGCUCCUUACCAAGUUGGUUCCGGCUAAUAAUUUCUCAAUGAUUGUCAGAUUUCGAUGCAUGUGCAACGCUCUCCAUAUUCUUUUAUGUGGUGUAAACCAAAUUCAGUGUGUUGAGCUGCUUUCAGAGCAAACCCAAAGGAAGACAUCCAAAGAAGCCAAGGUGAAAGAUCAAAGAGCGCUGUCCAUUAUCCAACUCGGUGUAGAUGAUAGUAACUUUGAGAAAAUUUCUCAAGCUACUACGGCGAAGCAAGCGUGGGAUAUUCUUAGCAAUGCUUUCAAAGGCGUUGAUAAGAUGAAGAAGGUACAACUCCAAUCACUUCGUGGAGAGUUCGAGUCUUUGAAUAUGAGAGACUCCGAAGAAGUUUCCGACUACUUGUCAAGGUUCGACUACAUUGUCGUGGCAAUUGAAGAGUCAAAUGACAUUGAGAGUCUUAAAGUGAACGAGGUAUUAGGCAAGUUACAAGUCCAUGAGGAUAAGAUCAAGAGGCGAAACAAAGGGCCCGAAGUUGAACAAACCCUUCAAGUAAAGACGAACCUUGCCGACCAACCAAAAUACGAUGGUGCUCGAUUUCGAGGCAGAGGUAGAGGCCGUGGUCGUGGACGCGGUCGUGGUCGUGGUAGAGGUCGUGAAGGACAAUCCUCGUACGACAAUGAUGAUACGAAGCAAGAGAAUCGACCAACAAGAGGUCAUGGACGAGGAGAAUUCAAUCGGCGUCAAGACAAGAAAGAUGUUGAAUGUUACAAUUGUCACAAAUACGGACACUAUGCUUGGGAGUGUCGAAAUGAGUCAAACGAUGAGAAGACUCAUUAUGUUGAAGCGACGGAAAAACAAGUUGCCGAGCUAUCCCUAAUGGCGUGUAAAGAAUCGAGGGAUGAGUAA